CCUUCCGACCUCCGACGGUUCGAUCUUUUGCAGCCCCGGCGCCGCCAAAGGAGUCGAAAUCCACAGCAAACCCUUAGUUCCCUGCACAAUGACCGAGAGUUCCUCUGAAGAUGGUUUUUUCCGUUCAGAACUUCAAGUAAUCAACCAUGUUCUGCAGGAUCUUACUCAGGAAAAGGCAAGAGUGGAAGCUUUCUUCAAACCCAUGUAAGUUUUCGGCUCCUUUUGGUUGUUGCUGCUUUUCAGCUUGCAUUUCUUUCAGUAAUACUUCGGAGACUGCACAUACCAAUGAGGAUAGUAUUGAACCACCUCUUGCUGAAGAGAUCUUCAAAUCGGGUCCUAAAUUGGGUUCCUACACACAGGGUGAUUCAACCUUUUAUUUUCUCAUAAAGAAUUUUUCUGAUUUGGGAGACUUUGCAUCAUUGGAGAGGGUAUUGGGUCGAAUGAAGCGAGAGAAGCGUGUGUUCUCGGAAAAAAUUUUCAUCCUUGUGUUCAGAGCUUAUGGAAGGGCUCGUUUGCCCGAUAAAGCGGUCAACUUGUUUGAUCGAAUGGUAGAGGAGUUUCAGUGUAAGCAAACAGUUCGGUCGUUUAAUUCCGUACUUAACGUUCUUGUUCAAGCGGGUCUCUUUGACCAUGCUAUGAUGUUCCACUCACACGGUCUGGGGAAGGGUAUCUCUCCUAAUGCCCUCACUUUUAAUUUAAUCAUCAAGGUCUUGUGUAAAUUGGGAAUGGUUGAUAGAGCAUGUGAAAUGUUCCGUGAAAUGUCGUUCAGAAACUGUACUCCUGAUGUUUUCACUUAUAGCACUUUGAUGGAUGGGUUAUGCAAGGAGAAUAGGAUUGACGAAGCUGUUUCCUUGUUGGAUGAGAUGCAGAUUGAAGGGUGCUUCCCCAGCCCUGUGAUAUUUAAUGUAUUGAUCAAUGCGCUAUGCAAGAAGGGCGACAUGGCUCGUGCAGCUAAGCUUGUUGACAAUAUGUUUCUUAAAGGUUGUGUUCCAAAUGAAGUGACCUACAACACCCUCAUUCAUGGUUUGUGCCUGAAGGGGCAAUUGGACAAGGCUAUCAAACUUUUAGAACGGAUGGUCUCAAACAAAUGCAUACCAAACAACAUUACAUAUGGCACUAUUAUCAAUGGCCUUGUCAAGCAAGGGAGGACUGCUGACGGGGCCCGUGUCUUGGUUUGGAUGGAGGAACGGGGGCACAAUCCAAAUGAAUUUGAGUAUUCUUCACUUGUUAGUGGAUUGUUUAAAGAGGGAAACUCAAAUGAGGCAAUGAGAUUGUGGCAGGAAAUGGUAGGGAAGGGUUGCAAACCAAAUACUGUUGUCUACAGUGCUCUUAUAGAUGGUCUGUGCAGAGAAAGAAAACUCGAUGAAGCCCAGAAGAUCCUUUCAGAGAUGGUGGAUAAGGGUUGCAUGCCCAACACCUUCACUUACAGCUCCCUAAUGAGGGGUUUUUUUAAGAUAGGUAAUAGCCAUCAAGCAAUUCUUGUAUGGAAGGAGAUGGGGAGGAGUGGAUGUACUCCUAAUGAGGUUUGCUGUAGUGUACUUAUCGAUGGCCUCUGCAAGGAUGGGAAGCUCAAGGAAGGGUUGAUGGUGUGGAAGCAUAUGUUGGGUAGAGGAUGUAAGCCUGAUGCUGUUGCUUACAGUUCAAUGAUACAUGGCCUCUGCAAUGCUGGCCUUGUGGAUGAUGGUCUGAGGCUAUUGAAUGAGAUGCUUUUUGGGGGGCCGGAGUCUCAACCAGACAUUGUCACCUAUAAUAUAUUCUUCAAUAGUUUGUGCAAGAAGGGCGACAUCUCCCGUGCUAUAGAUCUCCUAAAUAGAAUGUUGGAUCAACACUGUGAUCCAGAUUCAGAUACUUGUAACAUCUUUCUGAAGAAUUUCGAAGGCCCAAAUCACAAUGGACAGGAGUUUCUAGAUGAGCUUGUGGUACGGCUAACGAAGCAUCAGAGAAUAGCAGGUGCUUCCAAGAUUGUGGAAGUAAUGCUGAAGAAGUUUCUACCCCCAAAGGCCUCCACUUGGGAAAGGGUUGUUCAAGAUGUCUGUAAGCGUAAGAAGGUGCGAACAGCCAUUGAUAGGUGCUGGACUGAAAUAUUUGUUAGGUGAGAGAUUCAUUUUUGUAAAAUUCUUUCUAGCAACUUGUUAUGCUCUGUACCGUACCACAUCAUAUAGUUGAUCUUUGUGGAGAGAGGUACAAUAAAUUCAUUUUACAGCUCUCAUUAACGUUCUCUUCUCGUCCCAACUCCAAUGGGGAUAAUCUUAGUUGUACUAAUGCUUAGCAGGCCUCUAUAUCUUAUGGAAGUUAAUAUCUUAAUAUUCCCUAUCACUUA
Telopea speciosissima is the source of this 2320-nucleotide messenger RNA. Its product is annotated as pentatricopeptide repeat-containing protein At4g20090-like. Gene Ontology annotation, molecular function: protein binding. The coding region runs from base 147 to 2096 and encodes 649 amino acids. The record is from RefSeq and is a predicted model, not a curated record. NCBI's taxonomy places the organism in Eukaryota, Viridiplantae, Streptophyta, Magnoliopsida, Proteales, Proteaceae. The transcript is spliced from 2 exons.